Messenger RNA from Prorocentrum cordatum, 2926 nucleotides. Lineage: Eukaryota; Dinophyceae; Prorocentrales; Prorocentraceae. The record is from the annotation of a GenBank genome assembly.
GGCUUGAUUAACUUGUCAGAAGGCUGGGGGACUUCCGAACCUUCUGAAAAGGCCCGCCCCUUCUCACUUUCCCUCCGGGCUCGCCGCCGAUUCUGGUUUUUCCAGAGAAGCGGAGGAGGACGCGCGCGCGCGACCUCCUUCAGACCACCUGCGGAGUGCACUGCGCCCUGCGGGCACCGCGCCGCGGCCAGCCCUUCGCGCGGCGGGCGCGCUGGCCCGAGGCGGUGCCGAUGGCCGCGGUGCCCGCCGCGGAGUGCCAGUUUGAGGCCCCUCCGCGGCUGACCCCGCUGUGGGCCCUGAAGGGCAUAUACUUCGUAGAUGCUCGUUUUGGGGGACCUUUCUUGGCGCCUUCCUAUCGGCUCUGUUAGAUUCUAGCUCGUUUCCGGUUCGAUCGAUGCAGGUUCGAUUCAAGCCGGCGGACGUUCGACGCAGCAUCGACGUUUGAGUGGAGCGAAUGUCCCCAGAACGAACAUCUAAUACUUUUUCGGGCUCGGGUCCAAUUCGAGUCUCUUCCGCUUCAUACCCGUAUUCUACCAGAGGAUCGGGCUCGACAAUGGCCCGUCGGGUUCAUGCAGCUCUGCGUCCCCUGGAUCACCUUCCUGUCCUCCCUGGGCUGGGCGGCGCUCUGCGACAGGCUCGGCGAGUACAAGCGCGUGCUGGUGGUCUCGAACUCGGUGGGCGCCGCGGCAAUCUGCUGCCUGCUGCUCGGCCCCGUGCACACCCACUUCGCGGGGGUGUGCGCCUGCAUGUUCGCCGGCUCCGCCUUCCUCGCCUCGCGCACCGGUGUCGUGGACGCCCUGACGCUGCGUGUGGUGCGGGACUACGAGGAGGCCAGGGCCCAGGGCAGGUCAGAGGCGGCCGGCGGGGAGCUGCCGAGCUACGGCCCGCAGCGGCUCUGGGGCGCCGCGGGCUACGGCAUCUUCGGCCUCCUGUCGGGCGUGGGCGCCGAUGCCUUCGGCGACGGCGCCAUGUUCGUGCUCUUUGGCGCGUGCCUGGCCACGACGGUUCUCCGCAACAGAACAGAUCAGAUGAGGAGAGGUACCAUACCGCUAUCCCUCUCUCGUUUUCCCCCUUUGGGCCUCCUGGGAGGCCCUCGUCGCCACCGCUGGAUUUGCCUCGAAAUUCUGGUCAGAACGCGCUCCGGGAGAGGUCCGGGGAGUAGCAGUAUUGGUACGUUGUGGUUUCCCCACUAUAUGUAUAUAUACAUAUAUACAGACACCCUCCAAUUGAUUGGUCCUGCGCUUCAGGGGAGGGCGGCGGUGCAUAAAUCACCACUGCGUGCCAGCGACUUGAUACACCGCCCCCCCUCCCUGAAGGCUGGAGGUACAUGCGAAGCUCGUCCGAGGGUGUCUGAGCAUAUAUUUCCGUGGCGGAGGUUCUGAUCGUCGCCUCGCAGCUGCCGUCCCGUGGCGCAGUCAAGCCCGCGGGGGCACGGGCGGCUGGCUCUCAGUCUCCCGGCGGGGGCCCCCGAUCCCGUUUCAGGAUGGCCAUGGAAGAGCGGCCCGAGCAGCCGGAAAAGAAGCGAGAGGGGGCACAGGCAGCGAGCAGCCAAGAAUCAGUUCAAAGGUGCACUCUGCUACAUGGUGGGUCCCUGCGGCUGCUUUUGUGCUGCCCCGCCGGCGUUUCGGCUGCUAGCGCCACUCUUCGACGAGGAUGGCGUGGUUCUUUGCGAACCUGGUGGUCUACGGCAUGCACACCUCUCUUAUCGAGAGCUUCCUCUUUGUGUACGCUUCGCGCGACUUCCCCGGGGCGAGCAGGGGGCUCUUGGGCGCCUCGGUGGCCAUCAUGUGCGUCUCGGAGCUCCCCGUCUUCUUCUACGACAGGCGGUUUCUUGAUCGCUUCUGCGUCACGAGCCUGCUGACGUCCUGCGAGCUCGUGCUGGCGAUGGAGCUGCUGGCGUACAGCGCGGUGCCCAGGGGCGCUCCUUGGCUGAUCCUGCUGAUCGCCCCCCUCCACGGCGUCACGAUGGCCGCGGCGUGGUCAUGCAGCGUGGAGUUCGGGCGCCAGCUCGCGCCCCCGGGCGCCGAGGCCCGGGUGCAGGCGCUGGUGUCGGGGGUCUACUACCGGGUGGCGCAGGGCCUCGGCGCGUGCGCCUGGGGAGUGCUCACGCGGCCGCCGCCGGCGGGGUGCGGGUUCUCUGCGAUGUACGCGGCGGCCGGCGGCACGAUCCUGCUCUGGGCCGUGGUCUGGAACGCCGGCUGGGCCCUGCAUGCCCUCGCUGUGCGAGGGGUCUCUGGGCGGACCGCCCCGGGCCCGCUCGGGGACGCGCUCCUGCGGGGCUGACCCUGAGCGCGGGCGCGGCUCACCCGGGGGUGGUUGUGGCGUCUCUGCCCUGGGAGUUUCGGUGCGGCCGGUCGACAGCGUGGAGGUGGAGGCCCAGCGGCGCUGUGAGCGAAGAGCACCUGCCGCGCAUACGGGCACCGUCGGCAGCCAUCCGUCGGCGUCCCGUGCGCCAUCUGCUAGCAGAGGUUGAACUACAGCGUUUCGAGCGAUUGGGUGAAGCAUCAGCUUGUGCGCGCUACAGACAGGCUGGAGAAGAUCCGGUGUUCUGUGUGCGGCAUGCCCGCGGAUUGUGUGCUACAAUCUGAGAGCCUUCUACAGACGAGUAACUUGUAUCUCCUGGUCAUCGGCAUCAGCAUCGCUGCGGUCGCCAGAGCGAUCGCUGCUCAGGUGCAGGCGUGGUGCGAUGGUGAUGCGUGAAUGGUGCUCCGCUGUGGCAGCGGAUCCGUGGGCUUCAUUGUUUAAUAAUCCUACCUCACAGGCCACCCUUUGCUGAUACGAAUGUUCAGUGGUGGUGUUGAGGAAUUUUCAUGUUGAGUUGUUGUUCCGACUUGCAACUCGAUUCGCAUUUCGUUUGCAAUCGGGCUUGCAGUUUGAUUGGUUUUAAAUCUGCAUUUUGACUUUCACUUUGAUAAUACAAUAGCCU